CUUCAAUGACAAUUUCAUAACACAAAAUGCCUUAUCACGUGAUCGCCGACAAGGACAUUAUGUGUUAAUAGGUGAUGGUGAAAAUCAACAUGCGAAAUCUUUUCACCCUAGUGUGACAUUUCAGCUGUCAUUUAUGACAAAGGAAAGUGGUUAUUAAUUUUCACACAUUUUUAUUUUAAUUUUGAAGACCAGAUAAAUCGAGAAUAAGGAGGACAUAUGGAAUGCAAAGGCGUGUUAGCACUCAUCGGCGGCAUUUUGCUGCAUUUGACACUUGGAGCAGUCUACUCGUUUGGAAAUAUGACGGUGUACGUGACGUCAUACCUGAGAUUCAAGACGGUCUCUACAGAAAUGAACUACCACAAAAGCGUGUUUCUGUACGGCAUUACCCAAAUGUGUAUAGACUUAACAGGGUUCCUGGGGGGGAUGGUGGAGAGGAGAUUUGGGGCACGUCUGGCUGCGCUAGUUGGAGGCUGGACAAUGAGUUUGGGCGUUGGCCUCACGUAUUACAGCAUAAAGGGCGGUUUUGGUACCUGUCUGAUAACCUAUGGCAUCGUAAUGGGGCUGGGUGCUGGCAUUGCUUACCCCAUACCCAUGUCCAUUACAAUGAGGUGGUUUCCCAAUCAUCGUGGUUUGGUUGCUGGCAUUGUGUUGGCCGCAUUUGGAGGAGGAGCCGCUGUAUUUGACCAGCUACAGACGUUCUACAUCAACCCAAAUAAUCUGAAGCCAGACAGGGCGGAAUAUUUUCAUAACACCGAAGUGGACUAUUUCAGUCAAGAUGAAGUGUUGGAUAGGGUUCCGCAUUCAUUUCUUUUUCUUGCUGUGGCGUUUGCUGUUCUUCAGGGGCUUGGUACACUGCUGUUGUGCUCCCCAGUGUCAGACAGUGAAAUGUUUGCCGUGGUGCCUACUCUCACUCGCAGCGUGGUGGACAGCUGUACCUACCGGUCCACCAACACCGACUACGAGGCUUCUGGGAGGACAGAUGACAGCACGGACAGCCUUAUGCCUGGACCCAAGUUAUACAGGGUUACACACAGCGGCACUAACCUUAGCUUCCUAGAGGAGAGCGCAGAGACCUUCAAAGUGUCGACCCUGCUCUGUGACCGUUGGUUCUGGGUGCUUUGGUUUAUGUACUUCUUGAAUGGAGAGUGCACCUUGCACGCUAGUCUCUACAAGGUCUAUGGGCAAACGUUCAUAAAAGACGACCAGUUUCUGGCGCUCUGUGGAUCCUUGGCGGCGCUCUUCAACGCGGGAGGCCGGAUUUUCUGGGGCAUUAUCGUGGAUCAGUUCUCAUUCCGGACGACCAUCCUUGUUUUAGAUGUAGCCGUCAUUGCCCUGUCUCUCACCAUGCCAGCUACAGAAUAUGGCGGGAAAUACAUGUUUCUCAUCUGGAACUGUCUCUUGUUUGGCGCGUAUUCUGGCAUUUAUUCCUUGUACCCCGUUGCUAUUGUGCGGGGCUAUGGCGUAGCUGAACUGUCAUUGAAGUAUGGAUUGUUGUUUUCUUCACAGGUUUUAAACGACCCUUUCGCUGCCACGCUUGCUGCAGAAAUAUUCGUCAAUACACCGUGGUACACCCUCUAUGGCACCGUGGCGGGCUGCACGUUUCUGGGCAAGUACUACAUGAGUUUUCUAUUCUGA
Molecule: messenger RNA, 1635 nt
Organism: Lingula anatina
Lineage: Eukaryota; Metazoa; Brachiopoda; Lingulata; Lingulida; Lingulidae
Product: apicoplast pyruvate carrier 1
Source: RefSeq, a predicted model, not a curated record